This is a messenger RNA of Panicum hallii, 1263 nucleotides long. Its product is annotated as F-box protein At5g07610-like. The transcript has 2 exons. Bases 1 to 1263 code for a protein of 420 amino acids. NCBI's taxonomy places the organism in Eukaryota, Viridiplantae, Streptophyta, Magnoliopsida, Poales, Poaceae. The record is from RefSeq and is a predicted model, not a curated record.
AUGAACAAUGAUUUGCCAGAAGGAGCUGGAGCCCUCCCAAACGGCUCUAUAUCUCUGUUCCUUAUAUUCCAUUGCUUCAUGUCAAGCCCAAACCUCGUCGUCUGCAGCAGCAGCUCGCCGUCCGCCCGGCCAAGAAGAGGACCCGGAGGAGGCGGGACCGGGAGCCGAGCCCAGCGGCCCAGCUCACCGACGACCUCCUCGUCGAGAUCCUCGCGCGCGUGCCGCACAGGUCCCUCUGCCGUUUCCGGUGCGUCUCAUCUCCCACCCCGACCACCUCGCGCGCUCAUCUCCCACCCCGACCACCGCGCGAGGCUCCCCCAGACCCUCGCCGGCUUCUUCCGCGUCGAACCACACCAGGCGGCUCCGCACAUCCGGCGCCGCCGCGGUACUGCUUCACCGACGCGUCCCGCGACGGGCCCCGCGCUCAUCGACGCGUCCUUCUCGUUCCUGCCCGACCGCGAGCGGGAGCACCUCGUGCUGCUGGACGGCUGCAGCGGCCUCCUCCUCUGCCGCUGCCACAGGUUCCCCGGCAAGGACGAGUUCGAUUACCUCGUCGUCAAUCCCGCCACCGAGAAGUGGGUCGCCGUGCCGGUCUCCCGGCGCUGGUCGGAAAAAGUGCUGCUGGUCUGCCUCGGGUUCGAACCGGCCUUCUCCUCCCACUUCCACGUCUUUGAGUUUCAGUUGGAGAAGGAGGAGGACGACGACGAUGCUGGGGAUGGUUGUGUCCUGGUGGUGAAGAUAUACUCAUCCGCAACUGGAGUUUGGAGCUACAAGCAGAGUGGCUGGAGCUUUGGAAUUACUCCGCUGUACGAUUCUAAGAGUGUAUUUGUCAAUGGUGUGAUGCACGUCGCAUUUGAUGGUUUGGUAGGGGCAGUGGAUGUGGAGGACAAAACUUGGAGGGCCAUUGAUUUUCCACGCUGCGAGGAUUCACCCUUCUUUGAUGAUGCUGCUGGAUUCAUUGAUCUCUCCCAAGGGCGGUUGCAUCUUGCAAUCGGUGGUGAUGUGGUUGGGGAUAAGCUAGCAAUCUGGGUACUUGAGGAUGGAGAUAGCGGAGAAUGGACCUUAAAGCACACGGUAAGCUUUAAGCAUCUGGUCGGAAAGGAGUAUGUCGACCUCGGACUUCGGGAGUUUGUUGUUGUUGCUAUCCACCCAGACCGCAAAAUGGUAUUCUUUGUUUUUGGUCAUGAUAAGAAAACACUAAUGUCUUAUGACAUGGAUAGCGGAAAAGUGCAUAUCAUCCAUGAUCUUGGAGACUCUGGCUAG